AUGCAUCGAGCUGCCUUGGUCAUGGUGGUAGGCUGGUCGUCUCAACUCAUAAGGGCCCAGACUAAUGUGACAUCGAACGUUUACUCGGCAGGCGGCCUGACGGUGCUCACGUAUAAUGACUUGAGCAACGACCCGAAGAACGGCUCUGCUGCCGUCCUCGUCCAUGCCCUGGCCGACUUUCUCGGUGCCGAGGAAUCGUGCCACAAGCUAGGCGAGACGCUAUGGAGCCCCGACACAGCCAGCUUCACAGAUGGCCUCAACAGCUCGCUGUCUUACCAGAUCUGGCAGGAAAACUUUCCAGAGACGCAGCUGUUCUGGGUGUCCAAGGCUUCGUCUGGCGACUGCCGGGCUAUCGACUACCGCGGAGAGCUGACGGAAGUCGACUGCGCGGGCCAGGGGAGCAGCAAGCUCCCGGCGCUGUGCACGCAGUCAGCGCCCGUGAUGACCACCGACACCAACAACGAUCGCACCGACUUCGUCGUCAACCAGCGCGCCGGCGACCUAGUCUACCAGGGCUUCCGCGACUUCUUCGUGUGGAAGUUCAGGGGCAUCCGGUUCGCUGCCAAACCUGAACGCUUUGAAUAUGCUCGGCCGUACGAGCCAACGCCAGAGGAGCGCACUGCCCCCAUCCCAGCCCUGUUUGCCUUGCCAGAGUGCUUACAAGUACCCGGAGAAGUCCGUAACGGAAGCAGUGAGGACUGCCUCGGUAUCAACAUCUGGACACCCUACCUGCCACCAACUGGAUCACCCUCAUGCAAGGGGUCAUCGACAACGCCGGUGCCCAAGCGUCUCAAGCCCGUCAUGUUUUAUAUCUACGGCGGCGCCCUCAGGAUCGGCUCGGGGAGGAACGUCUACACGGACGGGACCAUGCUCGCAUCGCGCGGCGACGUCGUCGUCGUCACGGUCAACUACCGCGUCGGCUCGCUCGGGUGGAUGGUGCUCGGCGACGGGGUCCACAACGGCAACUACGGCCUCUCGGACGUGAUCACAGGCCUCGAGUGGGUCAAGGAGAACAUUGCCAGCUUCGGCGGCGACCCGGACCGCAUCACCAUCUUUGGCUACUCGGCCGGCGCCUGGCUGACACGCGCCGUCAUGGCGAGCCCCAAGGCCAAAGGCCUCUUCUACGCCGCCAUCGCCCAGUCCGGCACGGCCGGCAUGUACAUGGCCGAGGAGCCCAGGCAGGAGGCACCCCUGACCAACGAGGCGGGCUUUGCUUACAAGUACGAUUCCAUAGAGUGGGCCUGGGAGAACUUGGGCAAGAGAGUUGUGUCCCAGGUGGGCUGCGCCACCGACGAGACAGCCAUCGGGUGCCUGCGCGCCGUCGACGGCACGGCUUUCCUCAAUACCUCGAUUUACGCCAUCGGAAUCACAGUCGACGGCGAAUACCUGGACUCGGACAGGCUGACAGUCAACAGCAGCAACAGCUACGCUUCUGACGUAGCCUUCAUGACGGGCAUGGACCGCGACGAGGCCGGCAACAGCAUCACGAGCAUCCCCGCGGGCAUACCCCUUGCCGACAUAAUACCAAGCCUAAUCCCCGUCGUCCACCGCGAAGCCAUGAUAGCAGCCGUCAGAAGCCCGGCCUUUGGCAUCCCGUCGGACCCGACCCCGGAAGAGGCGCUGGACGGCGCCAUCCGCGUCGUCACCGACGCCUUCUUCACGUGCACAGAGCAGGCCACCGUCUACAGCGCGGCGCGCCACUCGGCCUUCGAGUCGCUCUGGGCCUACCGCUUCAACCGCACCUACAACUUCCCCGGCUACACCAAGCCGCACUGCGACACGACGGACCCGGAGCAGCUCGAGUACAAAAAGUGCCACGGGGGAGACCACCUCCUGCUGUUUGGCACCAUGCGCCGCGGCGGGCUCCCCGACCGCGACGGCCUCGACCUGCCCUUUUCGCGCGUCGCCAUGGACCACUGGGCCGCCUUUGGCACCAACCGCGACCCGAACCCGGACCCGGCCUACCUCGCCGCCAGGGGCUACUGGGACACGCUCGAGACGCUGCAGAGGCUGGGCCCCUGGGAGAGGGCCGACGGCUCGACCAGCACCCCGAUCCGGCUGUUGCAGGUCCAGGCGAGGAUGGAUGCCUACUCCGAGAUCGAGCAGUGCGAGGUUCUGGGGCAGCCGCUGGACUAUUUUGAGCCCGGCUCUUCCGCAAAGAACUAA
Molecule: messenger RNA, 2166 nt
Organism: Pyricularia grisea
Lineage: Eukaryota; Fungi; Ascomycota; Sordariomycetes; Magnaporthales; Pyriculariaceae
Exons: 3
Coding region: 1-2166 (721 amino acids)
Source: RefSeq, a predicted model, not a curated record